Molecule: messenger RNA, 1938 nt
Organism: Candidula unifasciata
Lineage: Eukaryota; Metazoa; Mollusca; Gastropoda; Stylommatophora; Geomitridae
Source: the annotation of a GenBank genome assembly
AUGGCAGCCUUGAUGGACAUUGAGAAGGACCUGACACCAGAGCUAGAGAAUGGAGGUGGUCUCUUUGAUCCUGACCAUAAUGAUGUAGAAAUGUCAAGACUGACCUCAAAGACUGCACUUGUGAGCCCUACCAGUGAGGACUUUGACAUGCUUCAAGAAGACAUUAAGACGAGGAUCAUGGACACACAAGGAGAGACAAUUUACGAAAUAGGAACAGGCGAGGGUGACAUACCUGGCUUGAAAGAGGAGGAUUUUAAUGCAUCAGUGGCUACCCUUCGCAGCAUUGCCGAAUCUCUGGAUCUAGAAUGUGUUUUACUGAGGGAGAGAAUUGUGGAAGAAGGCAAGGCAGCAGAGUUUUUACUUCGGAAAAGGUUACAGUCUGAGGAUUUUAUGGAAGUCAGAGUAGCGGUAGUUGGAAAUGUGGAUGCUGGUAAAAGCACAUUACUUGGUGUCCUAACGCAUGGAGAUUUGGAUAAUGGAAGGGGAAUGGCCAGACAGAAAUUAUUUCGACACAAACAUGAAAUGGAGUCUGGACGGACAAGUAGUGUUGGCAAUGACAUCCUUGGUUUUGAUGCUUCAGGCGGUGUUGUUAAUAAACCUGAGCAUGGACAUCUGGACUGGAUAAAAAUUUGUGAAGAAGCAGCCAAAGUUGUUACAUUCAUUGAUUUGGCCGGACAUGAGAGGUACUUGAAGACAACCGUUUUUGGUAUGACCGGACAUGCACCAGAUUUUGCUAUGCUGAUGAUUGGAGCUAAUGCAGGUGUCAUAGGAAUGACCAAAGAGCACUUAGGUCUGGCCCUGGCUCUGAAUGUCCCAGUGUUUGUUGUCGUCACAAAGAUCGAUAUGUGUCCACCCAAUGUCCUGCAGGAGACCCUGAAGCUCUUGACCAGGAUCCUUAAGUCUCCAGGAUGUCGGAAGAUCCCGGUCUUAGUACAAAAUACAGAUGAUGUGGUUGUCACAGCAACAAAUUUUACUUCGGAGAGAAUGUGUCCAGUGUUCCAAGUUUCAAAUGUCACAGGAGAGAAUCUGGACCUACUAAAGAUGUUUCUAAACCUGCUGUCUACCAGAGUCAGGUGUGACGCUUCUGAGCCGGCAGAGUUUCAGAUAGAUGAUACAUUUUCUGUACCUGGUGUGGGCACCGUUGUGUCGGGAACAUUGUUACAAGGGCAGAUCAAGCUCAACGACACGUUAUUACUUGGACCUGAUGCCCUUGGUCAGUUCCAGCCGGUGCCCAUCAAAAGUAUUCACCGAAAACGAAUGCCGGUGAGAGUGGUCAAAGGUGGGCAGACAGCGUCAUUUUCUCUGAAGAAGAUCAAGCGAGCUUCAAUUCGGAAAGGUAUGGUUAUGGUUUCAUCUAAAAUUGAGCCAAAGGCCUGCUGGGAGUUUGAGGGGGAAAUCCUUGUGCUGCAUCAUCCAACCACAAUCAGUGUCAAAUAUCAGGCAAUGGUGCAUGUGGGAAGUGUACGACAGACAGCAACCAUUAUAAGCAUGACCCAAGAGCAUCUCCGGACAGGAGACAAAGCCAUAGUGAGGUUCCGUUUUAUUAAAAAUCCAGAGUAUUUAAAAACGGACAUGAGGAUGGUAUUCAGGGAGGGUAGAACAAAAGCUGUUGGGAACAUUACCAAACUGUUUCCCCAUGUCAGUGCUGUGGCCCAAAACACGCGGCACCAGCGCUCUGCCAAGAAAGCGCAGCAGGACAGUGGCAAGCAUUCUGUGAAUCCACAGAAUGAGCCACAGAAAGCCAGCAAGAGAAAUCGCAGAGCAAAGAAGAUGCCAGACUUUGAGGAUGGUGAAGGAAAGGAAAAUGCUGUUGUUGGAAAAACCAACAGUGAGUCUGCAGUGCCAUCCUGUUCAUCUUCGUUAUCAGCAUCAUCAUCAUCUUCAGCAACAACAACAACAGCAGCAACACCAACAGCAGCGGCAGCAGCGGCAAAUUAG